UUUUUUCUCAGCAGAAACGCCAGUGUUUUACAAAGCGAGCUCCUGACACCAAUACCAUCAAAAUCACCAGGAUGGAGGUAAAAAUGUCCAUUCUGUCUCAUCGCAUCCUUAAAAAAUUUGAGUUUUGGAUGACGUUGGUAAGCUUGCUUUAAGAGUAUGCAGUACCUCGCUCGCGUGCAGCCAUCCUGCGGCCAGCUGGGAUCUGAGCGCGCCGGUUCCGCCCAAGCCUCCCCAGCGGGAGGUCUCGCCACGCCCGGCCCCUCCCACCCCCGUCUCCAGCCCCAUAUUGGCAGGAAGGCGCUAGCUCCUAAGCCGCGAAAAGAUGUCUGGGUCCUGCGCAGCAGCUGAGGAGACGGCGGGCUCCAGACAGCGACUCCAGAAGAAGGUGAAUGAAUAUAAAGAAAACCAAAACAUCUCUUCUGCAUCUCUGAGACCAGCACAGAAUACAAUUUUAGAAAAAACAGUUAAGGUGUGUCUUGUCCCCUUUUCACUCCGUAAUUACAAACCAGGCCAAUUUAAGCUCCCCAAAUCCCUAUUAGAGAAGAAUUCUAACAAUGAAUUGCCAUGUAAGAAAUACAAGAAGGCUGAAAUAAAGAAAACUUGUACAAGGAUUUCAACUUCAAAGAUGGACGCCACUACAUCUUCCAAGGCAGAAUCCACUCUGCAAAAAUCAUCCGUAGAUGUUCACACAGGAAAUAACCAGCGACAACACAAGAGCACUUCUGAUACAGCGAUUCUCGGUGUUGAUAUGGAAAGCAUUCAGGAUGGAGACAGUGAUGAAGAUACAUCAGGCCCGGAUGGCUUUUCAGGAUUGUCACCAUACGAAAGGAGGAGACUGAAGAACAUAUCAGAAAAUGCAAACUUUUUUGCUUCUCUUCAGCUGUCUGAGUCAGCUGCAAGGCUCCGUGAAAUGAUAGAGAAGAGACAGCCUCCAGAAUCCAAAAGAAAGAAGCCUAAGAAGAAAGAAAACGAGACUGGAUGUAGACAGUCAAUGCGAUUACGAAAUGUAGAUCCUCCAGAAGUUUCAUUACCAGCAACCCCAACCAAGCUAACAUUAGUAGCAGAGGAAAAACCUUUGUUACCUCCUGGGCCUUUAGAAAUGACUCCCGAAAAUCGAGAUGACAACAGUGAACUAUUCAAAGAAUUUUUACAGACUUGGGCUGAAGUGAGCAAGACAAGUAAUAAGAAUGUUGAGAAGGAGUUAUCUAGCAUUAAAAUCUACAAAGACAAUUUAAGUGGCAUGGCCAUUAGUGAAGAUACGGUUCAUAAACUUACCAAAGGUGCAAUUUACUCUGUGGCUUUCCACCCAUCAGAAAUUAAAACUUUGGUGGCAGCUGGGGCAAAAUCUGGGCAAGUUGGACUUUGGGAUUUGACUCACCAACCUAAAGAAGAUGGAGUUUAUGUUUUUCAGCCCCAUAGAGGGGCAGUUGGCUGUCUUUACUUCUCGCCUGCCAAUCCUGCUCACAUACUGUCACUGAGCUAUGAUGGCACAUUACGCUGUGGAGAUUUUUCCAGGGCUGUUUUUGAGGAGGUAUAUAGAAAUGAAGAAAGUAGCCUUUCCUCCUUUGACUUCUUGGCAGAGGAUGCCUCAACUUUAAUAGUAGGACACUGGGAUGGAAGUAUGUCACUGGUGGAUAGACGGACACCUGGAACUUCUCCUGAAAAACUUAUCAACUCUUCUAUGAGAAAAAUAAGAACUGUCCAUGUCCACCCAGUGCAAAGACAAUAUUUUAUCACUACAGGAUUGAGGGACAUUCAUAUUUAUGAUGCAAGGCGCCUGAAUCCCAGGGGAAACCAGCCUUUGAUUUCUGUGACUGCACACACAAAGAGCAUCGCUUCUGCUUAUUUUUCACCUCUUACUGGUAACAGAAUAGUGACCACAUGUGCCGAUUGUAAGCUGAGAAUCUAUGACAGCAGCUGUAUAUCCUCUGAGAUUCCUCUCCUCACUACCAUCAGGUACAACACCAUCACUGGGCGAUGGCUGACCAGGUUCCGAGCUGUGUGGGACCCUAAACAAGAAGACUGUAUCAUAAUUGGCAGCAUGGCCCAUCCACGACAGGUGGAAAUCUUCCACGAGACAGGAAAGCGGGUGCAUUCUUUUUUUAAUGGAGAAUACCUUGUCUCUGUGUGUUCCAUCAAUGCUAUGCACCCAACUCGGUAUAUUUUGGCUGGUGGUAAUUCCAGUGGGAAGAUACAUGUUUUUAUGAAUUAAGAGAGUUGCUGGAUUUUUGGUUUAGCAACAUCAAUUUGUUAAAUUAAUUAGUGUCUCUGUCACAAAUAUAAAUUGGUUUAUUAAUAAGAACUAUGAGCAGAAUGUACUUUCAGUAAAGAAGGCUUGGAGGCUGUUUCUAAAGGAUGGGGAGGGAAUCUGCGGGGAGACUGAUAUGCCUUCAGCACUUUAAUCAGAUAACAUGUUGAGAAAUUCUAACAUUAUACAUUUUUUUUUUUAAAGAUUUUAUUGGGGAAUUGGGGGAGAGGAACAG
Molecule: messenger RNA, 2483 nt
Organism: Hipposideros armiger (great roundleaf bat)
Lineage: Eukaryota; Metazoa; Chordata; Mammalia; Chiroptera; Hipposideridae
Gene: WDR76
Product: WD repeat domain 76
Exons: 13
Coding region: 323-2212 (629 amino acids)
Biological process (GO): regulation of DNA damage checkpoint
Cellular component (GO): nucleus
Molecular function (GO): protein binding; DNA binding
Source: RefSeq, a predicted model, not a curated record